This is a messenger RNA of Asterias rubens (European starfish), 1012 nucleotides long. RefSeq names its product exosome complex component RRP40-like. The transcript is spliced from 4 exons. Bases 1 to 732 code for a protein of 243 amino acids. The record is from RefSeq and is a predicted model, not a curated record. Gene Ontology annotation, molecular function: RNA binding. Gene Ontology annotation, biological process: U4 snRNA 3'-end processing; CUT catabolic process; TRAMP-dependent tRNA surveillance pathway. Gene Ontology annotation, cellular component: nuclear exosome (RNase complex); cytoplasmic exosome (RNase complex). NCBI's taxonomy places the organism in Eukaryota, Metazoa, Echinodermata, Asteroidea, Forcipulatida, Asteriidae.
AUGGCGCCGCCCUGUACCGCUGUGGCCACGACAGCUGCUGCUGCAGUAAACGACACCGUUUUACCGGGAGAUGAUCUUUCACACCUUCUCGUAUCGUCCAAAGGAAAGAAGUUGCGUCUUGGUCCAGGGUUACGGCAGGAAACAGACAGUGUGGUUUCGUGUAAAUGUGGAAUUUUGAGAAAGAAAGAGCCCAACGUGUACUGGAUUGACAAUCACCAAAAACGGUAUGUACCUGUCAAAGGAGAGACUGUGCUGGGGAUUGUGACAGGAAAAGCUGGUGAUGUCUUCAAGGUAGAUGUUGGCGGAAGUGUCCCUGCAACUCUGUCUUAUUUAGCUUUCGAAGGAGCAACAAAGAGAAACAGACCCAAUGUAGAUAUUGGCGAUGUCGUCUAUGGACGUCUUCUAGUUGCCAAUCGGGACAUGGAACCUGAGCUGGUGUGUAUGGACAGCGCUGGAAGAAGUGGGGGCCUCGGGGUCAUCACUGGAGGAAACAUGUUUCAGUGUUCUCUUGGACUAGUCCAAAAAAUUUUAUCUCCUCAGUCGUCGUUGAUGAAACACCUCGGGCAGAUCAUGCCGAUGGAGAUAGCUGCCGGGAUGAAUGGACGGGUCUGGAUUCGAUGUAAAACAAUCGCCGCCACAAUAGCAGCUAUGAAUGCCAUAACAAACGCAGAGUUCAUGACAGAGGCCGAAAUCAGACUCAUGGUUCACAAGUUACAUGAUACAAUUCACUAGACUCUUAGGCCCAAUUUCAUAGAGCUGCUUAAAGUCUAGCAGAGAAUAUUACUUAACUAUUUUUCUGCUGAGCAAAAAUGUGCAGGAUACUAGACGCAGAUGGUACAAAUUGUAUUUUGAAAGGUAACGUUUUCAUGGUUAGCAUAAUUUUGGUGUGCUCAGCUACUUGUUGUGCUUAAGAAUCAGAGAAUAUUGCGCAACAAAUAUCUGCUAAGCAAGAAUUCGCAACAAACCAGUCACAAAUGGUACAUGUGACAUGGCAUUUUGGCUGGUAAUCUUG